CAAAAUUAAAAAUGUAUUUAAAAAAAUGUUUUUCAAUGUUUAUUUGUUUGUUUUGUUGCUUUAAUAAAUUAUAAAUAAUGGAUAUUUUCCAAAAAUUGGCCGAAGCCGAUAUCUUGGAUAUUUACGAUGAAAUAGCUGAAAUUCCAAUAACAAACGAACAAGUUAUUAAACACUGCAUGACAGUGCCAUGUAAAGUUGAUCUUCGCCGAUGCAAUCUAGUAUAUUUAGUUGAACAAAAGUACAAAGACAAACUAUCAACUUACAAAAAAAGUAAAAAGUUAAAAUGGUUAAAAGUAAACAUUCCUCGAUUGUUUUCAAAUCCGCAAGCUAAAUACUUGGCAUGGCAGGAACGUUCGCAGCGUAAAUACAAAAUUGAAUGGCUAACUAGAAAAGCAGAAGCCAUUGAACCAUUGCCGCCCCUGAUAAAUGGUUCGUCAGAUUCAGAAUGCAACUCUCCUAAGGUUGUCAUUAUCAAUGAUACACAAAUGACUGCACAAUCAAAUACAUCAGCAGACAAUACAUUUGCUACUGUUAUUCCAUCUCAACCUAAAUCCACAGAGAUUUUACCUGGCUUUUCUGGUUUAUUGAAUGCUUCUAGAAGCUUAGAGGAAAGCUUUGAGCUACCGCCGAUAUUCUCAAAUAGUGUUUCUAGUACACAGAGGAACGAGGGAGACCACAGGAGAUCUCCUUCUCCUGGCAUUCGAAAUAAACCAGAGAGGUAUAAUGAAACACCAAAAAAUACAACCCGUUUGCCAAUGAUUCAACGACAAUCUGAAGGAUUUUCUUCUCAGGAAGAUCAAUAUACUUUAUUUAAUUUAGAAAAUAUGGUUACAUCAACUCAAGAGUUUGGUUAGUUUAAGUUUCAUAAAUUAUGUUAGUCUUGUUGUAUUGUUAGCAUUAUAUUCAAAUUAUUUAGUUUAAAUUUCUUAAGUGUAAUGUUAUUUGACAGUGCUAGUUUUAAUAUAUUUUUGUUUAAUAUCUUCUGUUUAUAUGUACAAUUAAGUAAAUAAAGAAAAAAAAAAUG
This is a messenger RNA of Episyrphus balteatus (marmalade hoverfly), 1024 nucleotides long. RefSeq lists its product as uncharacterized. Lineage: Eukaryota; Metazoa; Arthropoda; Insecta; Diptera; Syrphidae. The transcript is spliced from 2 exons. The record is from RefSeq and is a predicted model, not a curated record. The coding region runs from base 78 to 854 and encodes 258 amino acids.